GCCGGAAAGCGACGCAGGCGCCACAGACCACACCGCCACCUGUUACCCGCCGGUCGAUUCGUCGAGCUGCCCCGCCGUCCCCCGCCCCUCCUCGCCUCCUCGGCUCCCCGCACCGGCGGCGAUGACGACGCCGACGGCUACAGCCGCGCCCCUCACCGGGAUGGACAAGUACGAGGAGGUGCGGGACAUCGGGUCGGGAAACUUCGGGGUGGCCCGGCUGAUGCGCCACCGCGAGAACGACGGGCUCGUCGCCGUCAAGCUCAUCGAGCGCGGCCACCGGAUUGACGAGAAUGUGUACCGGGAGAUCGUCAACCACCGCUCGCUCCGGCACCCCAACAUCAUCCAGUUCAUAGAGGUGAUCCUGACACCGACACACCUUGCAAUCGUGAUGGAGUACGCGGCGGGUGGCGAGCUCUUUGAUCGAAUCGUCGAUCGCGGCCGGUUUAGCGAGGACGAGGCCAGAUAUUUCUUCCAGCAGCUGAUCUGCGGCGUAAGCUACUGCCAUCACAUGCAAAUAUGCCAUAGAGAUUUGAAGCUGGAGAAUGUUCUCCUGGAUGGUAGCCCGGCUCCCCGGCUCAAGAUAUGCGAUUUUGGGUACUCCAAGUCUUCAGUACUACAUUCAAGGCCCAAAUCUGCGGUGGGGACGCCGGCAUACAUUGCACCGGAAGUUCUUCGUCGCCAGGAAUAUGAUGGGAAGAUGGCAGAUGUAUGGUCCUGUGGGGUGACUCUCUAUGUCAUGCUUGUGGGAGCCUACCCAUUUGAAGACCCGGAUGACCCCAAGAAUAUUAAGAAGAUCAUUCAGCGGAUAGCAGCAGUCGACUACACCAUCCCAGACAAUAUUCUCAUAUCUGCUGAUUGCAGACAGCUCAUUUCUCUUAUCUUUGUGAGCAAUCCAACGAAGAGAAUCACGAUGAAGGAGAUAAAGAGCCACCCAUGGUUCUUGAAGAACUUGCCGCGGGAGCUCACAGAGGAAGCGCAAGCAGACUACUACGAGAGGAGCAGCAGCGUGCCUUCUUUCUCGAAGCAAACAACCCAAGAGAUCAUGGAGAUUGUGCAAGACGCAAGGAAGAAGCCAAGAUCAAGCACAUCAGGCUAUGGCUACGCGGACGAGUUAUCGGAUGAUGAGGAAAAGAACGCGAAGGUCAGUGUACCGGAACAGACUGACGAAGAAGAUGAGUGUGACAAGAAGGUUAGGGAGGUUCUUGAGAGCGGGGAGCUGGAUAUGAGCCUGUUGCACAUCUAAACGCUGCUUGUGAUGUGGGACUGGGAGGAGGAUAUAGAUAAGGAAGCAUCUAGUGGGCGGCCGGCUGCCCACUAGCGUGAUGAAGCGGCCAGCCAUACAUGCGCGAGCGGCUGGCCUAAAAUAGACAUGCAUGUGUGUAAUUUUUGUCCGCUAGCGCAUGUAUCUUUUAGCAUUUAAUACAUUCACACCGGUCACAGUCAGUUGGAAAAAACA
Molecule: messenger RNA, 1456 nt
Organism: Triticum dicoccoides
Lineage: Eukaryota; Viridiplantae; Streptophyta; Magnoliopsida; Poales; Poaceae
Product: serine/threonine-protein kinase SAPK4-like
Exons: 9
Coding region: 122-1243 (373 amino acids)
Biological process (GO): protein phosphorylation
Molecular function (GO): protein serine/threonine kinase activity; ATP binding
Source: RefSeq, a predicted model, not a curated record